AAGGUGGUGGUGUGGUUGCUUCCCCCUCAUUAUCGCUUCAUCCUCUUCUUGCUUUGCAACAAAGUUUAUACUCCAAUAUUAAAUACUCCAUGGCCUAUUUUCCCCGAUUACUAAUUCCGAAUAUGGUUUUCUUGGUCGUCGUCAUCUUCUUCCUCGCCAUUCCCACACUUGGGAGUUCGGAUUUGUUGGGCAGGGAUGAUUUGGUGCAGUGGGCUGGUUACGGAGAAGAGAAGCUCUCCACCGUCGUCAUCGCUGGCACGAUUCUCUGCAACGCCGGUCAGCCAAGUCUGAAUCCUUCCAUCAAUCCCCAUCCAGUCUCAGGCGCAAAAGUGAGUGUGGUGUGCGGCACAAACAGGAAGGCGAAGAAGGGGUCGACCGCGAAAGGAAGGACAGAUGUUUCCGGAAGGUUCCUGAUAGAUCUACCUUCACACCUCCACGCGAUCCCGAACUUGGAAAAAGUAUGCCAUGUGAGAGUGGUUCAUAUCCCGGUGAGUUCUCCGUGUAUCAAAGCUUGCGCCGCGAAGCAUAACAAACCCAUAGCGUUGAGCUCGGUCGAUCAAGGCAUCCGCACCUACACCACCCACGACAUACAUCUCAGCCGCACCUAAAACAUAUUACUAGUACAACUUUAUGUCUCCCAACCACCAUAUCUAUAUCUAUCACCAUAAAGAGAGAGAGAUGGUUUGUGUGCCUGCGAUUUGUGUGGAGAGUGAGAGAUGUUUGUUAAUUAUACAUAGUGAUGACCAUGUAAAUGUUUUUUGAGAAUGUGCAUAUAUAUAUAUAUAUACACCCUAAACUUCAA
Molecule: messenger RNA, 802 nt
Organism: Salvia hispanica
Lineage: Eukaryota; Viridiplantae; Streptophyta; Magnoliopsida; Lamiales; Lamiaceae
Source: RefSeq, a predicted model, not a curated record